Molecule: messenger RNA, 2618 nt
Organism: Pisolithus orientalis
Lineage: Eukaryota; Fungi; Basidiomycota; Agaricomycetes; Boletales; Pisolithaceae
Exons: 6
Coding region: 370-2307 (645 amino acids)
Source: RefSeq, a predicted model, not a curated record
CGUCGUCGCUGUCGCCGUCGCCGUCGCCAGUGGAGUUGACGCCGAGAGAAUUGGCACUCCGCACUAAUUGAAUUGGAAUUGCAGGGACACGGAAAAGUCACACGGUGCCGAUUUUGACUGGGACGCAACUACAGCGCACUAUAUUACUACUGCUGGUAUUACCGACUACCACCAGCCCCAGCCGGACCCCAUCCCGUCCAUCGCAGCGGGACCGUCUUUUUGUGCACCGUGACAGGCUGCAGCUGGUUGCUCGGCUAAAGCUUCCACUCUGCGACACAGCUACGACGCACGCCCAGCGUUCCGACGUCUUCCCCCGCCAUAAUAACUAACACGUCCAUAUUAGCCUCCUGCUACUUACUCCGCGCGCACAUGAUCCACCUCGAUCGGAAUCCUGCCGACCUCGACCCAAACCAAAACUCAAAUCUAAUCUCCUCCCCCGGCGAUCACCAUUCGUCGUCAACGACGGCGCCCACCCACUCCUUCCGCUGGCCAGAGGCCAUCCACGACCGUAAUGACUCUCACACUGACUAUGCCGCCCUCCAUGACAGCAUUCGCUCGGCCGAUGCCCUCCUCGACUUCGCCGUCGCCAAGGACAAACCGUCCUCCCCCCAACAACGGCCCACCCAUGACGUCGUCCACGAAGACAAGAGCUCACCCCUCUCCCCCGCCCCCGACUCUGCCUCCCCAAAUCACGACUCAAAGGACCUCCCUCAGCAACCUGUUCAGCCUAAAGUAGAGCCGCCCUCCCUGGACAAGGGCGAACUCGACGUACCGAGAGAAGGCACUCUUACUCCCCUCACAGAGCUCUCUCCUGCAGCGGAACUCGACGACGACUCCGAAAAGAAGGAUGACGACGAAAACAACCAACGACACUCUCCGCAGUUCAACUCCGGCUCCUCGCUCAGAGACGACAUCAAGCGUGACACCAAGGUCAAGGGCGACGCACCAUUCGGCACACACGUGAACGGCAUCUCGUCUUCCUCAUCUUCUCGGUCAAUAGGCAGCUCCCCAGUGCGACACCAGCCGCCAUCGACACCAUCCGCGUUUCAAAAUGCGUCAGAUUUGCGGUUGGCUGAAAAGUUUGCCGCCUCAUCUCACUCCCCCGCGCCGUCAAGUGAAUUCAUGACUUCCUCCAUGAUGCACGCACCCCAUAACAUGCCACCUCCAAAUAUGGCUCAUGCAUCUAACAACGCAAAGGUCAUCAGGAUCUUGGAACUCAACGCAGAGCUUUUCCAGGUUUGCCUAGAAUUUCAGGCUCGUGGUGUGCCAAUAGCAGACCUUCGUUUCCAACAGUACUCCCAACGUCUGCAGUCGAACCUCACUUGGUUAGCCGCAGCUGCAGAUCAACGGCAUCACCAUCCAAGCGUCGCUCUACCCAUCAUGACUCCUCCAACAGCUGUCGAGUUCUCCCCCGCUCGACUACAGCGUCUCUACUCUGAUAUGCCAGAGCUCUUCUCAAAAGAAAUCGCUCGUCGGAAAAUGCACAACGCUAACGUCAAUGUUCCCUCUUCACAUCCGCACUCCAACCAAACUCCACACACUAUGUCACCCUCGAAUGGACCCAUGCACCUCAAGCGGAAUAGGCCCGAUGAUGUCCCAGACCUAUCUACAAGUAAAAGGAGAGAUGUAGGCGACGGUAAAAUGCAUGCCUCCUCUGCGUCACCUUCAUCAGUCUCCCCAAAUCCGAUGAUAUCAGGUGCCGCCAGUAUGCCCUCUAUACCGGCAUCUGGUCCUGGCCAUGGUCCAGGUCCCGGUUCAGGUCAGAGUCCUUCCGGACACCAAAGUUUGGGUAUGAAUCCAGGUGCAUAUCUCGCUUCAGGUAUGGGUGCUACUGGUUCGGCGGGUCUGCGGGCAAGCCCGCCGGAUACGUUCUCUGGUUCAACGGGUGUCGGCGGUGUGGCGGCGCCUGGGACGCCUAGUAUACCACAGAGUCCGACCGUAUCAGCAGUCAUCGAAUGCGGGAAUGCCCCAUCCACCACCGGCUGGGAUGCCUGGAAUAGGUACCGCCGGGAUAUCGGGUAUGCAGGGUGGUACGGGGACAGUGACAAUACCAAGCUCAGCUCCUGGAGCACCACCGAACCUCUCCUCCUUUGGCACUCUAGAUCCUACUACGGUCGCGAACUUGCGAAGAUUGCAGGCGCACCAAAUGCAGGCAGCGGGAGCAGCAGAUCCGACAGCAGCAUCAGCAAGCCGCACAGAUGCAACACAUGCAACAAAUGCAGCAAACACAGGGGGGAGCAGCAGCACCUUCGCGACACAUGUCUCCUCCGACGCCUGUACAAGCACCGCAAGGUGGGAGUGGUGUAGGAGGAGGAGCCGGCGCACCGCCGAACCAACCCCAACAGCCCGGUCCUUCGCAGCAAGCACAAAUCCAACAACUUGAUGCAAAUAUUACAGAAUCCCAAUCAUCCACUCAUGGUGUACAUUAUGCAGCAUGUGCCGAACUUCUCUGCGUUUCCCUUGCCGCAGCAAUUGCAGAAGCUGCAGGCCUUUCAGCAAAUGGUGGCCCAAAGAAACCAACAAGCAGCAGCAGCAGCAGCGCAGCGCAAUCCUCAAUUGGGUGGGAUGCCGUCAAACGCGGGCAUGGCAGGUGGACUCCCCAACGGCACAAUGACUAG